CUGCGCAGGGCCGCGGGAGCGCCGGCGGCGGCGGCGGUUGCGCAGUGUCGCUACAUCCGGGCACUGGGGCAGGAUGAAUGCUCCUUUCCAAGAUGGCGGCGGAGGGAGGAGGGAAGGAGAUGAACGAGAUUAAGACCCAGUUCACCACCCGGGAGGGGCUGUACAAGCUGCUGAGCCACUCGGAGUACAGCCGGCCGAACCGGGUGCCCUUCAACUCGCAGGGCUCCAACCCGGUCCGCGUUUCCUUCGUCAACGUCAACGACCAGAGCGGCAACGGAGACCGGCUCUGCUUCAAUGUGGGCCGGGAGCUCUACUUCUACAUCUACAAGGGGGUCCGCAAGGCCGCGGACUUGAGUAAACCCAUAGACAAAAGGAUAUACAAAGGAACACAACCUACAUGGCAUGACUUCAAUCACUUAACAGCCACAGCAGAAAGUUCUCUUCUAGUGGGCUUCUCAGCAGGCAGGUCCAACUUUAGAUCUAUUAAAAAAGAAACUAGCAAAUUGUUUAAUGAGGAAUAAAGACUAAUAGACAAGUCCAGAGUAACCUGUAAAUGGGUACCAGGUUCGGAAAGCCUUUUCCUAGUAGCUCAUUCCAGUGGCAAUAUGUACUUGUAUAACGUGGAGCACACUUGUGGUACCACAGCCCCGCACUACCAGCUACUUAAACAAGGAGAAAGUUUUGCAGUUCACACUUGCAAGAGUAAAUCCACAAGAAACCCUCUGCUUAAAUGGACAGUAGGGGAGGGUGCCCUGAAUGAAUUUGCCUUUUCCCCAGACGGGAAGUUCUUGGCUUGUGUGAGCCAGGAUGGUUUUCUUCGCGUGUUUAACUUUGAUUCUGUGGAAUUGCAUGGUACAAUGAAAAGCUACUUUGGAGGACUGCUGUGUGUGUGUUGGAGUCAUGGGAAAUACAUAGUGACAGGUGGAGAGGAUGACUUGGUAACAGUUUGGUCUUUCGUGGACUGUCGAGUAAUAGCGAGAGGCCACGGACAUAAAUCGUGGGUCAGUGUUGUUGCGUUUGAUCCAUAUACCACUAGUGUAGAAGAGAGUGACCCGAUGGAAUUUAGUGGAAGUGAUGAGGAUUUUCAAGACCUUCAUUUUGGCCGAGAUCGAGCAAAUAGUACACAAUCUAGGCUAUCCAAAAGGAACUCUACAGACAGUCGUCCAGUAAGCGUUACGUAUAGAUUUGGUUCGGUAGGCCAGGACACGCAGCUCUGUUUGUGGGAUCUUACAGAAGAUAUCCUCUUCCCCCACCAACCUCUCUCAAGAGCAAGGACACAUACAAAUGUCAUGAAUGCCACAAGUCCACCUGCUGGAAGUGGUGGAACUAACCCGGGAAGUAAUGGAAACAGUAUCACAACACCUGGAAACUCUGUACCCCCUCCUCUUCCACGGUCAAACAGCCUUCCGCACUCUGCAGUCUCAAAUGCUGGCAGUAAAAGCAGUGUCAUGGAUGGUGCCAUUGCUUCUGGUGUUAGUAAAUUUGCAACCUUAUCGCUACAUGAUCGGAAGGAAAGACACCAUGAAAAAGAUCACAAGAGAAAUCAUAGCAUGGGACAUAUAUCUAGCAAGAGCAGUGACAAACUGAACCUAGUUACUAAAACCAAAACGGACCCAGCUAAAACUUUGGGAACACCUCUCUGUCCCCGAAUGGAAGAUGUUCCCUUGUUAGAGCCUCUUAUCUGUAAAAAGAUAGCACAUGAAAGACUGACUGUGUUAAUUUUUCUUGAAGACUGUAUAGUCACUGCUUGUCAGGAGGGAUUUAUUUGCACAUGGGCAAGGCCUGGUAAAGUGGUAAGUUUUAAUCCUUAAUGCUGCAUCAAAGAACUAGAACUCUGAAUAGGUAGUUUUCUUGAACUAUAAAUGAAUGUUGAAUAUAAAAUUUCUUUAUGCUUAAUGUAAAAAAGAAAUCCUCAGAGCCAUACUUUUGGAUACUGCAUGCCAUAUUUCUGAAUGAUUUGAAGUGUCUUGGAUACAAUUAUUAAGUAUAGUUGCCUUCCAGCAGAAGAAAUAAAUACUGUGCAUCUAAACUAUUGGUCAGUGUUCCUAUACUUAAACAUAACCACAAUAUGGUGAAAGCUGUUUAUGUAAAAUUAAAGUAAAACCUGUCAAUCACUAAAAUAAUUAUAAACCUUUUCAUGUUUUCUACAAAAUACAGCAUUCCCAGUGAGAGUAGCUUAUGAAAAGCUGCUGCUGCUUUUAAGGCUAAUGAGAAGUGUGAGCCUCUGAAAAAAGUAAAACCAAAGUGUUUUGUUCCUCCAUACUUUUCUGUGGUGGCCUGCCAUUAAUGUAAAACCACUUCUUACUAAAAUGUCAGCCAUUUUAUGCACAGAUUUGUGAGCCCUUUACUGACUGUGGCUUAUGCUCUUGAAAUUGUGAAUCAGUAUUAUCAAGAAACUCUAAUUUUUUAUUUAUGUGUAUUAAGUUAGGGAAAAUUGUGCAAGCUUUCUUUGAGUAAUUUCAGUGUUAGUUUUACUGUCAGUUUUGUUGGGCAAUGUGAUCAUUGACAAGCUCGUGCUUUUUGAUGGCACCUGUUCUAUCAGUCGAGCCUUCAUUAACACCUAUUACUAGUUUUAACUCUUGUUCUUAAUGCACCUGAACACAGAUAAAACUUAUUCUUCUGUGCAAUAUAUAGCAAGCUAAAUUUUGAAUGAUGCUAGAUGUGGUAAUUAUUUUAUUUUAAA
Calypte anna (Anna's hummingbird) is the source of this 2683-nucleotide messenger RNA. It is a transcript of the gene WDR20, whose product is annotated as WD repeat domain 20. Gene Ontology annotation, molecular function: protein binding. The record is from RefSeq and is a predicted model, not a curated record. NCBI's taxonomy places the organism in Eukaryota, Metazoa, Chordata, Aves, Apodiformes, Trochilidae.